This is a messenger RNA of Oxyura jamaicensis (ruddy duck), 296 nucleotides long. RefSeq names its product protein GVQW1-like. NCBI's taxonomy places the organism in Eukaryota, Metazoa, Chordata, Aves, Anseriformes, Anatidae. The record is from RefSeq and is a predicted model, not a curated record.
UUCAAGCGAUUCUCCUGCCUCAGCCUCCUGAUUAGCUGGGAUUACAGGCAUGGGCCACCGUGCCUGGCUGAUUUUGUACUUUUAGUAGAGACGGUGUUUUUCCAUGUUGGUCAGGCUGGUCUCCCACUCCCAACCUCAGGUGGUCCGCCUGCCUUAGCCUCCCAAAGUGCUGGGAUGACAGGCGUGAGCCACCGCGCCCAGCCUCUCUCUCUCUCUCUCUCUCUCUCUCGCUCGCUUGCUUGCUUUCUUGCUUGCUUGCUUUCGUGCUUUCUUGUUUUCUCGCUUUCUUUCUUUCU